CAUUUCUUGCUGAGAGAUAUGUAUGAUGAUAUGAUGCUGGAUGGAGUACAGCCAAGUAGGGAUACAUUCCAUUCUGUCAUCAGUUAGUGGAAAGGUGCUUUCAUGUUUGUUAUCAUGGACUUUCAUUCUUUCUGGAAUUUUCCGUUUGGUUGAUUUUGUUUUGUUGCAGGUGGAUAAGCAAAAUGCUCAUUUCUUUGGUGUUACAAUCAACGAGCAACAAGCCGAGUGUGGUAUUGUAGUAAGAGUUACUUCAAAUGCACAAAGCAAAUUUAAGUUACUUUAUUUUGAGCAAGAUGUGAAUGGCGGUUAUGGUUUGGCCCUACAGAUGGAUAAUUGAUCCUCCUCUGGAGGUCAAUGUACCAUCAAAACGCACACCAUGGCCUGAUGCCCCUCCUGAACUCCCUACCAAUGAAAAUGUAGUGUUGGGCAUCCAAGAGCAUGCUGUAAAGCAUCCUACAAAGACCCGCACAUCUAGAUCAAAGAGACGAAGCAAGAGAAAGCAUGACACAAGAACGGUGGACACACAGGUUGCUUCAAAGCAUUCUGAACAAAUUUGAAAAUCUUAGCACGAAGACGGCUAGAGAUGCAUGCUGCUGUGUGAAUUUUAGGCAUCAUUCUUCAGCAUCAUAAAAAAAUUUGAAUUGCAAAGGCUUAUUAGCACAGAGGCAGAUGGCCUAACCUGGUAUAUGUGAAAAGAAUCCUUCACGCUGGGCCAGUUGAUAACAGGCAUUGGAGUUUGAAUUUUCACUUAAUUUUUCACAAAUUUUUUCUUUCUUUUAUAUAUUUUUGUUUGGGAUAUCAGGAUUCUGGUUCAGCAUGAGGUAUGCCAGCAAAGUCUUGCCGUGUCUGCUACCUUGUAGGACUUUGUAUCCAAUAUGUUUCGAAUCUUAUACAUAAUCUUGGAACAUAGGAAUUAUAGAGUUGUGUUCAGCUGGA
This is a messenger RNA of Ziziphus jujuba (common jujube), 936 nucleotides long. Its product is annotated as chaperone protein dnaJ 15-like. The record is from RefSeq and is a predicted model, not a curated record. The coding region runs from base 41 to 337 and encodes 98 amino acids. NCBI's taxonomy places the organism in Eukaryota, Viridiplantae, Streptophyta, Magnoliopsida, Rosales, Rhamnaceae. The transcript has 3 exons.